AUGUCAGAGGUCCUGACUGUGGACGCCAUUCUGUUUGGGGUCUUGGUGUUCACAGGGAUUUUGGGAAAUAUGCUGGUCAUCCAUGUGGUGUUUCAGGCAGCUCAUGAAAGUCCUUCACGACGCCUGCCCCCAUCUGAUGCCAUCCUGGCAAAUUUGUGCCUUGCCAACCUGCUAACCUCCCUCUUUCGCACGGUGCCCAUCUUUGUGUCGGACCUGGGCCUGGAGGUGACUCUGUCGCCGGGCUGGUGCCGGCUCUUCAUGCUGCUGUGGGUGUGGUGGCGGGCUGUGGGCUGCUGGGUCACCCUGGCUCUCAGUGCCUUCCACUGCAUCACCCUGAGGAGGCAGCACGUCAUGAUGGGUCCCUUGGCUCUACAGCGGGAGAGGAACCGCGUUUGGCUGGCUCUAGUGCUCGUCUGGGUGACCAACCUGGUAUUCUCCCUCCCGGCUCUGGUCUACACCACGCACGUGCACGGCAAUGCCACGGUAGAGCUCAUGGUGAUCAGCUGCACCACCCGCCCUUUGCUGGGCUGUGUGUGGGAGUUCCCCACCGCUGCACAGGGCGCGGCCUUCGCCUCCACCUCCCUGGCUUUCAACGAGGUGGCUCCCCUGGUGCUCAUGGUUGGGACCAACCUGGUCACACUCCAUGCGCUGGGCAAGCACAUCCGUGCUGUCACGUCCAGCGCUGAGCCCGGAGCAAAGCACGGGGAACUGGACAAGCACGUGGGCAGCGAGCGCAAAGCCGGCCAAGUGAUCAUGUCCCUUGUCAGUCUGUUUGUGGUCUGCUGGGUGCUGCAGGUAGCCGCGGUGACGUACUACAACCACGACGGGGGGCACCACGCAGAAGGCCUGCUGACAGUGUCCCAUUUCUCUGCCUCUCUCUUUGUGGGGUUCAGCCCCAUGGUGGUGGCAUUAGGCCAUGGGAAACUAAGGAGGAAAAUUCACGGUAUGAUCCUCAGGGUGUUACGUGUGAAGGGGACUCAUGCAGAUUCCGAGCAGAAAGCCUCAGGGACUAAUGACAAGACUGUGCAUUCCGGAGGAACAGAUGGACUUAAGAAGGACACAGUGAUUGGGAAGGGAGGGGACAGAAUCAUAAAAGUUGAGGAAAGGAAAGGGAAUCAUAAAAGCUGA
Molecule: messenger RNA, 1128 nt
Organism: Conger conger (European conger)
Lineage: Eukaryota; Metazoa; Chordata; Actinopteri; Anguilliformes; Congridae
Product: olfactory receptor class A-like protein 4
Exons: 2
Coding region: 1-1128 (375 amino acids)
Biological process (GO): G protein-coupled receptor signaling pathway
Cellular component (GO): membrane
Molecular function (GO): G protein-coupled receptor activity
Source: RefSeq, a predicted model, not a curated record